Messenger RNA from Candidula unifasciata, 1062 nucleotides. The record is from the annotation of a GenBank genome assembly. NCBI's taxonomy places the organism in Eukaryota, Metazoa, Mollusca, Gastropoda, Stylommatophora, Geomitridae.
AUGCAGGUGGUUUACAGCGGGGGUUCAACUCCCAAACCGUCGCCACGCAUUCGACGUAAGACGGGUUAUGGACGUCCCAUCAUGCCAGGCUACAUGACCCAUGUCCACCCUCAAGUGAUGACUCAGAGGUCACAUGAGAACCUCACAGAAGGUGACGUCACUCUCAGAGACUCGAUCCCAGCCAUGAGCCGAUGUGUGGCUAGUAUCUGCCUAGUCUUCAACAUUUUCCUGCCAGGUGCCGGUACGCUGAUUGCAGGACUGUCCGUUCUAUGCUGCUCUCACGUCCGCCCUAAAGACGACUCCAAGAGGCACUGUAUAUACGUCAACGCCGGUGUGGCUUUGAUUCAGUUCAUGUUGACGUUUCUCUUUCUUUUAGGGUGGAUCUGGAGCAUCAUGUGGGGAAUCGCAUUCUUGUCUGUGUCCAAACAAUAUUACUACAGGCAUCAAGACGAACAAAGUGCGCAAGAACAUAACGGUGUCAAUAAAUCGUCUUCAGAACAGAAUAACACUUCCACACCAAACCUCAAUGUAAAGACAAAGAACAAUUAUCAACAUCGUCUUGACAGUAAUCCUCUAGAAAAGAAAUCAAAUAAUAUUUCUAAAGUCCAUCGUUUGUCAAGCAGAACGUCUUCGCUGGAAUCUCAAAGUUCUGGGGUGAAUCCACACUGUACUGUAACAAAUCUGGCUACUAGCAGAGUGGCCGACAAACAGAAAGCCGCAUUAGAUCAGGCUACUUUUUGUGAAUGCAGUGACGCCUAUCAGGUGAGACCGGACACAAUGCCUCCACAACCAAUCAUUGCACUCCAGAAGGCAUCGGUGAGUAACCUCUUUGAGGCCUCCCAUACAGUUCAUCCAGCUUCAUCGGGGGAGACAAUUAUGAAAGCCACAACUCGGCAUAUGAAAAUGAUGCAGCGUAAGAUGAGCAGCAAUGAGUUGUCGCCCUUUGCGCUAACACACAAGCGACUGGAGGCAAUAAUCAAACACGAUAUCCCAGUUAUUGCUCCUGACAAUCGACAUACAGGCGAACCUCAGGUCCCUGGGGAGGGCCUGCCAAAAUGCUAA